Molecule: messenger RNA, 1269 nt
Organism: Linum tenue
Lineage: Eukaryota; Viridiplantae; Streptophyta; Magnoliopsida; Malpighiales; Linaceae
Source: the annotation of a GenBank genome assembly
CAACCACGCGCACAACGGCAGAAUCUUCCCCCUCUACCCACCUCCCCCGUAUUUAUUGCCCGUUUCCAAAUCAUUUCCCAUACCCUUCUUUCCGUUUUCUACUUUUCUCCUCUCGCUGCUGGUCUCGCCUGAAAGAAAAGAAAAAAAAAGUGAAAUAAACAAAAGAAAAAAAGGACAACACAUUGGAGAAAGGGAAUACGAACAGACCACCGAGUCCACCGGAAUUUCGAAUCGCGCUCGCCGGAGAAUUCCAUUCCCCCGUCUUCCAAUCCGAAUUAGACAACUGUUCCUUCUCUUCUCGAUCUGUUCGCCCCUCGGGUUCGAGAGAUCUGAGAGGAAGGAAUUUUGGAGAUAAAGUGAGAGCAGUAUUAGUAUUUGUUGAGACGGAACAGGAAACCAAUGGCGCAUAGGGUAGAUCACGAGUACGAUUACCUCUUCAAGAUUGUGCUGAUCGGGGACUCCGGCGUCGGUAAAUCCAACAUUCUUUCCCGCUUCACCAGAAACGAAUUCUGCUUGGAGUCCAAAUCUACUAUCGGCGUCGAGUUCGCCACCAGAACUUUGCAGGUGGAAGGAAAGACUGUAAAGGCUCAGAUUUGGGAUACAGCAGGCCAGGAGAGGUACCGAGCGAUCACAAGUGCUUACUACAGAGGUGCAGUUGGUGCACUCCUUGUCUAUGACAUUACCAAGAGGCAAACGUUCGACAAUGUCCAAAGGUGGCUACGGGAGUUGAGAGACCAUGCAGAUUCCAACAUUGUCAUAAUGAUGGCUGGGAACAAGUCCGACUUGAAUCACCUGCGAGCGGUUUCGGAUGGAGAUGGCCAUACCUUGGCAGAGAGAGAAGGGCUCUCGUUCCUCGAGACGUCUGCACUCGAAGCUACAAAUGUCGAGAAGGCGUUCCAGACGAUACUGACAGAGAUAUACCAUAUCAUAAGCAAAAAGGCAUUGGCUGCACAAGAAGCGGCUGCUAAUUCUUCAAUUCCUGGCCAAGGAACCACCAUCAAUGUUGCAGAUGGCUCAGGCAAUGUUAAGAAAGGAGGUUGCUGCUCUGCCUAAGGAGCUCAUGUCAUGUACUGAUCAAUGGUUAGAAAUCACUAUGGGCAGGCAACCAUUCUUCCUUUUAUUUCCCCCACCUUUUGGGUUUUCAUUUUGCAAAUUUUGGCCCAGAGGAGACCUGUAGAUUACUCUGUUCCCCGUAAAUUUGAGAAUGUGAAAUUUGCAAAGAUCCUAUUUCUAGAUUUUCAGGGUGGCCUUUUUCUUUCUCAUCUUUUU